Messenger RNA from Echinops telfairi (small Madagascar hedgehog), 1811 nucleotides. RefSeq names its product dehydrogenase/reductase 3 (gene DHRS3). Gene Ontology annotation, molecular function: oxidoreductase activity, acting on the CH-OH group of donors, NAD or NADP as acceptor. Bases 487 to 1395 code for a protein of 302 amino acids. The record is from RefSeq and is a predicted model, not a curated record. Gene Ontology annotation, cellular component: lipid droplet. The transcript has 6 exons. NCBI's taxonomy places the organism in Eukaryota, Metazoa, Chordata, Mammalia, Afrosoricida, Tenrecidae.
AUCCCUUCUUCAUAGUCGCGCACUUUGAAACUGCGGGGCCGUAGCAGGGUGCGCGCGUGUGGUUGGCGCUGGCUUUUUUCCUCCCCUCCCUCCCCUCCCCUGCCUGUAAACAUUACCUGAGAAUUCCCCAGCCCCAACGGCCGCUGGGGCCAGAAACUUCGGGGGAGAAGCGUGCACCUCCGACUUUCCCUCCACCCCUCUGCGCGUCCCAACUUUUGGAGACGCCUUUUCUCCUCCCGAGGAGGAUUCAGCUCUAUCUAUUUUUUUGUUUAAUUUAAUUUUUCCCUCGCUCCCCUUUUUAUUUUUCCUCGCCCGGUCCUUGGCAUCGGGGGAGAGUAGAUUUCCCAAGUGGCCAGGUGGGACGCCUCCCCCGGAUCGGGUGUAUCUAUUAUUGCUCGCGGUGUUUUCUUUCUUUUUUUUUUUUUUAAAUUCCGGUUCUGUCGCGUCCGGGAGCUUCGCCCCCUGCCCGGCUCCGCGGCGCGGAGGAUGGUGUGGAAAUGGCUGGGCGCGUUGGUGGCGUUCCCGCUGCAGAUGGUCUAUCUGGUGGUGAAAGCCGCCGUCGGGCUGCUGCUGCCCGCCAAGCUGCGGGACCUGUCGCGGGAGAACGUCCUCAUCACGGGCGGCGGGAGAGGCAUCGGGCGCCAGCUCGCUCGCGAGUUCGCAGAGCGCGGCGCGAGAAAGAUUGUCCUCUGGGGCCGGACUGAGAAGUGCCUGAAGGAGACGGCGGAGGAGAUUCAGCAGAUGGGUACAGAGUGCCACUACUUCCUCUGUGACGUGGGCAACCGGGAGGAGGUGUACCAGACGGCCAAGGCUGUCCAGGAGAAGGUGGGUGACAUCACCAUCCUGGUGAACAAUGCCGCGGUGGUCCAUGGGAAGAGCCUGAUGGACAGUGACGAUGAUGCCCUCCUCAAGUCUCAGCACAUCAACACCCUGGGCCAGUUCUGGACCACCAAGGCCUUCCUGCCGCGCAUGCUGGAGCUGCAGAACGGCCACAUCGUGUGCCUCAACUCCGUGCUGGCGCUCUCUGCCAUCCCCGGCGCCAUCGACUACUGCACAUCCAAAGCCUCGGCCUUCGCCUUCAUGGAGAGCCUGACCCUGGGGCUCCUGGACUGUCCGGGCGUCAGUGCCACCACCGUGCUGCCCUUCCACACCAGCACCGAGAUGUUCCAGGGCAUGAGGGUCAGGUUUCCCAACCUCUUCCCGCCACUGAAGCCAGAGACGGUAGCGCGGAGGACGGUGGAGGCUGUGCAGCUCAACCAGGCCCUCCUCCUGCUCCCCUGGACCAUGCAUGCCCUCAUUAUCUUGAAAAGCAUACUCCCCCAGGCUGCCCUGGAGGAGAUCCACAGAUUCUCAGGAACAUACACCUGCAUGAACACAUUUAAAGGACGAACAUAGGUGCAGGAUGCAGCAAGCACUGGAAGAGCCAUGGACCCGAGGGGCCACUGCACCCACCGCAGGUUUGUCAGCACAGCACGUUUCUGCUGGGUGGCCAGGACUGCGCCUGCCCAGAAGGAGGACCCGGCCGUCUCCCAGGCCUGCCCCAGGACCUUUGCACAGGUGUCUCUCUGGCCCUGGUGGGGAGGCAGCCAAGCAGCCAGCCGCCACCUGGAUGCCUUUGUACAUGUCCAGUUCGGUAGAGUGUAUUGUCCAGUCGCUUCUGCAGCCUAACCAGCCUCGGCAGUGUGCACAGACUUUUUCUGGGAGGAGCUGUCCCCGGAGGGCCCUCCUACACCCCCGCCAUCCACUCAUGUUCGGCUUCCACGGGCUGGCUGAGCAGCAGGAAUGGAAAAUAAAGAGCGUUGGGUUUGUGA